Amoebophrya sp. A120 is the source of this 920-nucleotide messenger RNA. The record is from the annotation of a GenBank genome assembly. Lineage: Eukaryota; Dinophyceae; Syndiniales; Amoebophryaceae.
CAGAAGUCCAUGGAAAAGAUCGCGUUCAUUUCUUGUUUGGUGGACGAGCUCCUGAUCAGAUUGUGUUUGAAAGGCACCCGUUAUAUGUCGAUCACUAUGGUUUUGGGUCUGUCGUCCCUCAGUUUGUUCCGCCUGCGUUCUACGCUCACUUUUCGUCUACAAGCACAAGAUGUUGAUGACGUCAGACCUUUCAAGAAUUUUCACGAACUUCGCAGUUUUUUCCUGAACUCAAUUUUGUCCGCGCAAUUAUGCCAGUGUCCGAUAACUUCGACCCGGACCGACUGGUCAAGCACGAGAGCCCGGUGAGUCCGAAAAUCUACGGGGAGGUGGCGGUGGUGACGUUGUGCACGGGUUUUAUACUCCUCGCGUUCUUUAUGUUGCACGAAGUGACCGCGAGCAAGAUGGAGUACAACCUGAAAAAACAGAUCGGAAUAUCCGCCGUCGCAUCGGGCUUUCUGGGCGUCGGAUUCGUAUAAGAGAAAACUUGAAACUUUUUCAGUCAUCAUGAACAUGGAGUUUGAAAAUGGUUUCGGCAUUUCAAAGAACCGGAAAUAGUUUAUACUUUUUUUCGGAUGAAAAUCGGAAAAGAUCUAGAUCGUUGUAAAAAUUCAGAUUUUCCUCCUGAUGAAUUUCGGCGUCUACAUAUGACCUUGCCGCUCCUCCAUCGCCGCUGGAAAGUAUGCUCCUCUGCAACCCGUGACCGCCGCAGCACUGCUUCGAUCGAGAAUACAGCAACAGUGAUUUCUUGCUACUCACGAAUGAAUUUGCGCUCCUGAAUAAGCCUGACUCAGACUCUGCGCGUACUUACAACGCAGUGCCAAGACAAAAAUAAAGAACUUAAUGGAAUAAAACACGGAUAAGAUCGACAGCAAAUUCAAAUUGAUGAAUCGGCGUUCCUGUUGUAUUAAACUGUUCCAUUC